AUGGCGGCGAGUGCUGGGCUGGAGGCGGCGUGGGCGGCGGCGCUGCUGGUGCUAGCGCUUGCGGGGACGGCGGAGGCGGUGGGGGCGGAGGCGCUGGCGGCGCUGGCGCUGCUGGGUGCCGCGGGGGCGGCGGGGGCCGAGGCGCCGGCCACGGCGGCUGCGGCGCCACCCCCAGGGCUGGCGGCGGGGGCGGGGGCGGGCGCGGCGGUGGCGUCGGGACGCUGCGAGGAGAUCCGCAUCCCCAUGUGCCGCGGCGUCGGCUACAACCUCACCUCCAUGCCCAACGAGCUCAACCACGACUCCCAGGAGGAGGCCGGCCUGGAGGUGCACCAGUUCUACCCGCUGGUGGAGAUCCGGUGCUCGGAGGACCUGCGGCUCUUCCUGUGCUCCGUGUACACGCCCAUCUGCCUGGAGGAGUACGAGCAGCCGCUGCCGCCGUGCCGCGGGCUGUGCGAGCGCGCGCGCGCCGGCUGCGAGCCCAUCAUGGCGCAGUACGGCUUCCCCUGGCCGGAGCGCAUGGCGUGCGAGCGGCUGCCCGUCGCGGCGCCCGCCUCCGAGAAGCUCUGCCUCGACCGCAACAGCAGCCGCGCCGCGCCGCCGGGACACGACGCCGCCGCCGGCGCCGCCUCCACCGCCAGGCCGCCGCGGCGCGGCGCUGGCAGCGGCCAGCACGCCGACUGCCGGCCCGGCAAGAAGGGCUGCCGCGGGUCGGCGCCGCCCGACUGCUCGUGCCGCUGCCGGCCGCCGCUGCUGCAGCUGCAGCCCGGCUCUCCCUGGUUCAACGCCUCCGUCCAGGUGGCCGGCGUGCACGACUGCGCCAUGCCCUGCCGCGGCGUCUUCUUCACGCAGGAGGAGAAGGAGUUCGCGGCGGUGUGGAUCAGCCUGUGGUCGGGGCUGUGCUUCGUGUCGACGCUGAUGACGCUGACGACGUUCCUGAUCGAGCCGGAGCGCUUCCGCUACCCGGAGCGGCCGAUCGUCUUCCUGUCGGGCUGCUACUGCGUGGUGAGCGCCGGCUACCUGGCGCGCGCGCUGCUGGGGCCCGAGGCGGCCGCCUGCGACGGCCCGCUGCUGCGCCACGGCCAGGCGUCGCCGCCCGGGCUCUGCGCGCUCGUCUUCCUGCUCAUCUACUUCUUCGGCAUGGCCUCCUCCAUCUGGUGGGUGGUGCUGUCGCUGACGUGGUUCCUGGCGGCGGGCCUCAAGUGGGGCAACGAGGCGAUCGCGGGCUACGCCCACUACUUCCACCUGGCGGCGUGGCUGGUGCCGACGCUCAAGUGCGUGGCCGCGCUGCUGCUCGCCGCCGUCGACGGCGACCCCGUGGCCGGCGUCUGCUCCGUCGGCAACCAGAACCCCGCGCACCUGCGCCUCUUCGUGCUCGGCCCGCUCGUGCUCUACCUGCUGGUGGGCACCUCGUUCCUGAUGGGCGGCUUCGUGUCGCUGUUCCGCAUCCGCAACGUGAUCAAGCAGCAGGCGUGCGGCGGCCGCAGCAAGGCGGACAAGCUGGAGAAGCUGAUGAUCCGCAUCGGCAUCUUCAGCGUGCUGUACACGGUGCCGGCGACGAUCGUGAUCGGCUGCUACCUGUACGAGAGCAGCUGGCACGCGGCGUGGACGCGGCCGCUCGUGUGCCCGUGCGCGCCGCGCUCGCCGCGUCCGCUCUACUCGGUGCUCAUGCUCAAGUACUUCAUGGCGCUCGCCGUCGGAAUCACGUCGGGCGUCUGGAUCUGGUCGGGCAAGACGCUCGACUCGUGGCGGCGCCUGUGGCGGCGCCUGUGCGGCGCGCCGCCGCUGCCCGCGCCGCCCCCGGCGCGCAAGCUGCCCGGCGCGCCGCCCCCGCACGCGGCCGCCCCCGCCGCCCCGGCCGCCGGCACGCCCGCGCCCGGCUCGACGCUGCUGGCCGCGCCGCACGUGGCCGUGGGCGGCGGCGCGGGCGGCGGGCCCCCGCAGCACCACCACGUGCUCAAGGCGGGGCCCCCGCCCGCCCCCGCCUCGCACGUAUGA
Schistocerca cancellata (South American locust) is the source of this 1995-nucleotide messenger RNA. It is a transcript of the gene fz2, whose product is annotated as frizzled-5. Gene Ontology annotation, biological process: canonical Wnt signaling pathway; non-canonical Wnt signaling pathway. The transcript has 6 exons. Gene Ontology annotation, cellular component: plasma membrane. Lineage: Eukaryota; Metazoa; Arthropoda; Insecta; Orthoptera; Acrididae. The record is from RefSeq and is a predicted model, not a curated record. Gene Ontology annotation, molecular function: Wnt receptor activity; Wnt-protein binding. Bases 1 to 1995 code for a protein of 664 amino acids.